CUCGCUCGUCGACUAGGGUUUGAGGUUUUCGUGCACUUGAUUCAAAUUUGUUACCUCCGAGCGAAAGCUCUGAUUUCAGCCAGAUUUGGUCAAUGAUGCGUUGAAGAAUGGCUGCCAAUGUUUAUACACAAUUACGCAUUGCAUCACUGUUCACGAAAUCGAGAGAAAACUAUGUAGGCAAGACCUUGUGAGCUAGUGUCCGGGUAUCAGUUUCGGCCUUCUCAGGGGUUUAGUCUGGGCUGGCAGUCCAGUGCAGGCGUAAUGAAGGUCAAGGUGAUUUCACGCUCCGAGGAGGAAUUCACGCGUGAGCGUCGCCAAGAUUUGCAGAAAGUGUUCAGAAACUUGGAUCCAAAGCUUCACCCACAGGAAAGGGCUCAUGAGUACACUCGAGCCCUGAAUGCCACAAAGUUGGAGAAGGUCUUUGCAAAACCUUUUCUUGGAGCGUUGAGUGGUCACAGAGAUGCCGUUUCCAGUAUGGCAAAGAACCCCCGUCGCCUCAACUGCCUGCUUUCUGGUUCCAUGGAUGGAGAGAUUCGGCUAUGGGAGCUUGCUAAAAGGCAUGUAAUAAGUCAAUAUCCUGGCCAUAAAGGAGCUGUACGGGGACUGGCAGUCGCACCAGAUGGGGAUCAUUUUGUCUCUUGCGGAGACGAUUGCACUGUACGACUGUGGGAACUCCCUGCUGUGGGCAUUGCUACUCGUGAAGACGACGAAGCCCAAGAGCCCAUCGCAACUUUUCAAGGAAAGAAUGCUUUCAGGGCUGUAGAUUAUCAUUGGAGCAACGAUGUCUUCGCCACUGCAGGAGCUCAAGUUGAUGUCUGGGAUCCCAAUAGGUCUCAACCAACAAGUACUUUCUCUUGGGGAUCUGAUACAGUGAUAUCAGUGCGUUUUAAUCCGUCUGAACCAGAUAUAUUUGCAACAACUGGCAGUGACCGGAGCAUAGCAUUAUACGAUCUGCGGACGAGCACACCUCUGAGAAAAUUAAUCAUGCAGACCAGGGCUAACUCUGUGGCAUGGAACCCUCGAGAAGCCUUCAACUUCACUGUGGGAAACGAAGACUGCAGUUGUUAUAGUUACGAUAUGCGUAAUUUCAAAAUUGCGACCUGCAUCCACAAGGGUCAUGUGUCAGCUGUGAUGGACCUCGAUUUCUCUCCCACCGGUAAAGAAUUUGUCACGGGUUCCUAUGAUAGAACUGUCAGGAUUUUUGCGUAUAAUGGAGGACACAGCAGGGAAAUUUAUCACACGAAGCGUAUGCAAAGAGUGUUUUGUGUAAAAUUCAGCAGUGAUGCCACUUACGUGUUAUCAGGCAGUGAUGAUACGAAUAUUCGACUGUGGAAGGCUAAAGCAGCAGAGCAACUCGGAGUGCUUCUUCCGAGAGAGAAACAGAAGCAUGCAUACUCGGAGUCCCUGAAGGAGCGAUACAAGCAUCUCCCUGAGAUCAAACGCAUAGAUCGAUACCGACACCUACCCAAGCCAGUUUAUAAGGCCGGGAAAUUGAGACAGGCGGUUCAUGAUGCUGAGAGGAAGAGAGAAGACAGGAAACGAGCACACAGUGCGCCCGGUUCAAUGGCUCAUACCUCUGCCAGGAAGAAGCGGAUCGUGGCAGAGUUGGAGUAGGGCGUCCACUACUGUAUGCCAUUUUGUACAGUUUGGGAAGUGGAUCAGCAAUCAUGGGCAUAGCAUUUUUUAAAUUUAUCUUGGAAAUUACCUUCGGAAGUCGAAUUUGACUGACCUGAUGGUGUCGUAGCUUGUAGGAAGAGGGUUGAAUGUAUCGAGGCUUAGUACACAAUUUUUUCCAUCUUUAGUGCGAAAUAAAGAAAUUCAUAAGUAUGGAUCGAAUCGCACCAGGAGUUGGAAUGUU
Marchantia polymorpha subsp. ruderalis is the source of this 1858-nucleotide messenger RNA. The record is from the annotation of a GenBank genome assembly. Lineage: Eukaryota; Viridiplantae; Streptophyta; Marchantiopsida; Marchantiales; Marchantiaceae.